Messenger RNA from Vavraia culicis subsp. floridensis, 657 nucleotides. RefSeq names its product pyrimidine 5'-nucleotidase. The coding region runs from base 1 to 657 and encodes 218 amino acids. Gene Ontology annotation, molecular function: nucleotidase activity. Gene Ontology annotation, biological process: pyrimidine nucleobase metabolic process; nucleotide catabolic process. The record is from RefSeq and is a predicted model, not a curated record. NCBI's taxonomy places the organism in Eukaryota, Fungi, Microsporidia, Pleistophoridae. The transcript has a single exon.
AUGUUUAUCUUUUACAUAUUCAUGGGCUUUACUCUUUAUCCUGAAAUUGAGUUCUUGCAUCCAAAUAAGGAUAUUUUUGUGUUUGAUCUCGAUAACACGCUACAUCCGAUGGAGGAUCAAAUAAAUACGAAGACAGAGGAGUGCAUCAUCAGGUAUCUGAAAGAAGAGAAGAAAUUGUACGAUGUAGAAAACCUGAUAGACAGCUCACGGGCCACUUACAGCACCGUUUUAAAGUUUGUGCUUAUGAAGGAGUUGCUGAGCUACGAUGAAUACCUGAACCAUGUAUUCACUAAGGUUGAUUAUGAUGGAAUUUUGAGAAAAGAAGAAAGUAUAAUCAAAUUGCUUGAAAGCAUAGACAAACCACUCUUCAUAAUGAGUAAUGGAACGAAGGCUCAUGUCAAGAAGACUCUCGAGGUGCUGGGAAUUAAACACUUGUUCUGCGGUGUAUUCUAUCUGGGAUAUGAAUGCAACAAUCACGUCGGAAAGCCAGAUCGUAGAGCAUACGAGCUCGUGCAAAAAAUGACCAAUGCAAAGAAAAUACAUUUCUUUGAUGACAAGAAAAGGAACACCAUUGUGGCUCAAUCAUUGGGAUGGAACUGUUACGUUGCAGACUACGGAAGUAUUCAUGAGUUAGUGAAGCGUGUAUUGGCUAGUUAA